CGCGUCACGCGUCCUGCUAACCGGAAGCAUAGACAGGGCGAUUGUUGUUUGGGAACGGCGACAGCGAUGUUUUAAAUGUGGAGUGGAGUUAUUGUAAUCGUUUUGAGCUUGUAAUAGCGGUCCACAGCACGGCCGCAUAACUGUAUAAUUCUCCGCUACAUCAUGGCCGGGUGUUUUUAGUCGUUUUUAUUGUGUCUCGUGGUUUUGUCUUUAGCGCGAGCGGAGUGUUUUCGGAGGGUCGCUAGCUAGCUAAGCUAAUCGAAUGUAAACAAGCAGAGGUUCAGCUGUGCGAUCCUGUAGGGGAAAAGAGGGCGAAUCGGAGAGGUGCACUGAUGACAGCGAGUGAUAUGAUUUAUUCCAUCUGUUUCGCAUUAAAAGCUCGAGCUGCCAUCGUUCUUUAGGAGAGAUAGAAGAGAUUGCGUGUAAUAUUGAGGAGGACACCUCCCUCCAUCCCUCCCUCCCUUCUUUCUUUCUUUCCUUCCUUCCUUCCUUCCUUCGCUUCUACAUUUGCUAUCUGCAGCACUUAGGCUGAUACCGUAAGACAACUUCUGCAGUUGGUGCUAUUUAUAGCUUAUAUAGAGUUUCAGAUGGAAUAACAGUGAAAGCAGUACAGAAACCGGUUUGUGAAAUACGCAGAGCAGUCCACGUCUCAAUCACGUCAUAGAAUGAACUAAGUACAUGAAGAGAUUUUGAGAGUUUGAGCUACAAGGACGUCUUAUAUUGCUUGGGGUGUAGAGUUUAAAGCUGUUGGAGAAGGACGCCUGUCAUGGCCCAUCAGCAGAUGCCCAGCUCCCAGAAGGCACUAAUGCUGGAGCUCAAGUCUCUGCAAGAGGAACCUGUCGAGGGCUUUCGCAUAACGCUGGUGGCAGAAUCAGACCUGUACAACUGGGAGGUGGCCAUAUUUGGACCCCCGAACACACUUUACGAGGGGGGAUACUUUAAGGCCCAUAUAAAGUUCCCCAUCGACUACCCGUACUCGCCACCAACCUUCCGCUUCCUAACCAAGAUGUGGCACCCAAACAUAUACGAGAAUGGCGAUGUGUGUAUUUCCAUCUUGCAUCCUCCCGUGGAUGACCCUCAGAGUGGAGAGUUACCCUCGGAGAGGUGGAACCCUACACAGAAUGUCAGAACUAUAUUGCUGAGCGUGAUCUCGCUGCUGAAUGAGCCCAACACGUUUUCCCCAGCUAACGUGGAUGCUUCGGUCAUGUUCCGCAAAUGGAGAGACAGCAAGGGAAAGGACAAGGAGUAUGCUGAGAUCAUAAGGAAGCAGGUGCUGGCAACGAAGGCAGACGCUGAUCGGGACGGCGUGAAGGUGCCCACUACACUGGCCGAAUAUUGCAUCCAGACCAAAGUGCCUUCCCACGACAGCAGCUCUGACUUGCUUUACGACGACCUGUACGAUGACGACAUCGAGGAAGAGGACGAUGACGACGACGAAGCAGAGGCCUGCGGGCCGGCUGGGGACAUGAGCGCAGACUGCUACGGCGACGAAGAGGACUCUGGGAACGAGGAGUCUUGAUGCCGUGAUGUUGACCCUUCCCCCUUUUCCACCCCACCCCUCUCUGUGUCUGUUCAAGCUGCUGAUCUUUUACAGUUUGCCUGAAGCAUCAUUUCUCCCUUCUGCACACCUGCUGCGUGAGGUGUAACCCUGCACUGGGGUUUUAGAGCCCCAAUAAUGAGCCCUGGCAGAGCCUUUCGAGCAAGAACAGCACUCUUAACACCACUUUCAUUACUCUGUUUAAAGAAAAUUGUUUUAAAGGUAGUCCUCUGGGUUUACCGAUUUACAGAAUAAAGGAGUAGUUCAGUAAUAAAAAUCUAAUUCUCCGUUUACCGCAAAUGUACUUGAUCAGUUUGGUGUUCGUUUGGUGUUCUUCUUUAGCUUUGGUAUCGGAGCUGUUAGGCUAAUGUACGUAACGUGUACCAGAAGUAAUGGCACACAGACUUGUAAUUGUGGAUUAGGACACAGUAUGACUUUCUUUAAUCUGUAAACAUGAACAAAAUUUGAGUGUGGCCGAAUGUCCGUAUUGGGGGGAAAACAUAAUUUUUCUUUUUCUUAGUACUUUGGUUUUGUACCAUUCUACCUCUUAGGCACCACCUCCCAAAAUGUGAAAGCAGAAUUGUACUUGACCAGGUUUACCGAAUAUAGUUCCACUAAACUGUUUAUUAUUAUUAUUAUUAUUAUUAUUAUUAUUAUUAUUAUUGAUUACCUGCUUUUUAAAAAAUCUUAAUUUAUUUGAAGGUGAGAGGACGUAUCUUAAUGAUUUUAUUUAAAGCAACUUUCUAAAGAUUUGUAUAUGCAUUCACAGAUUAGAUCGUGGAUCGAGAGUUUCCUUGUUAGCUGAACAUCAGACGCCAAACGGUCCUGUCUGAUCAACCACAUUUUGGGUAAAAAUUUCAUUUUGAUGAAUUCUUUCUUUAAAAAUAAGUCACAUUAAUAACCACAGACCAGUCACACUUUCCCAGCAUCCAUCUUCCUCAGCCUGCCUCGAAACCUCAGGGCUUUUGGAUACUCGCUCCUUCCAGUCCAGUCAUUUCUUGGGUCUCCAUUGAAAUUCCCUAGCAUCCUCUCCAAUGUCUGUUUUGUUUCCUCUCCCCAAACACCCCCCCCCCCCCCCCCCCCCCCCAUUAUGUUCCUGAAUUAUCCUUUAGCAGUAGCAGGUGACUCUUACUUCCUCCUCUGUUUUCAUAUUCCAACAAACCCCGAACGCUCGAGUGCCACUCAAACUGUCUGUGUAUAAUGACUGAUUUACUCUGCUUUCAUAUAGUUUUCCAGGUAAGUAUUUGCGACGGAAGGAGGAAAUGGUAAGAAAGGGUUUCGUUGCAUGCGAGUCACACCUUCUUUCGAGUCUUUUGAGCCAUUCAAUUCAAGUGUCAAAGGUGGUGAUGAAGUUAGUUUUAAGGUGCUACUGCAGUAUAAACUCAAAAUUAUCGCAGCAUCAGCAUGGACCUCAGUAUCUCAGCUAAAGAUGGAUCAGUUAGUUAGUUAGUUUAGUUAGAAACUUGGUAGGCAGACUUCUGUUAUGAUGAAGAUGCUGUUAAGUGAACGCAUCCAACUUUUGGCCCUUUUUUUUUAAAAAAAAAAGAGAGAGAAAGAGAGAGAGAGAGGAAAUAGACAUGAUUGUUGCUGGUGAUGAUUUAACUGUGCACAAAAUCAAAGUAUAUGCAUUUAGUUGCACCGUGGAUUGGUUGCACCUAACCAUUGCUGUUUUAUUUUCUAUUGCGUUUGAUUUUGUAUCCGAGCUGACUUUGUUCCAAUAGUUUUGACUAUGAACUUGAUUUUACCAGCUGUUCAGGUCUGGGGUUGGAGAUUACAGACUGCCAAGGACACUUGGCUCAUCCUGAUGUCUUGAAGAGCCCUGUUCAGUCCAGACCUAAAAUUUUUGCUUUGUCAGAGCUUUUUUUUUUUUUCUUUCUUUCUUUUUUUUUUCUCCCCGCCAUGAGCAUGCAUGUGUGUUUGUUUUAAUGUGUUUUAUAUAAUGUGUCUUUUUGAAUUUAGGCACAAACUGUGCCCUUACUAAAGCUGGGAUGUGAACUUUAAUGCGCACGGGGUCUUCGGCACACCCUCGCUGUAUCCCAGCAAAUUAGCCAAGGACGCUGACGAUGUUCCGGUUCGUAGGAACUCUAAAGAGGAGACAUGCAAAUCUGGUGGGACAAUACUCAGCACUCUGAAAAUGAGCUGGGGCUAAUGGACAACCUUUCAGCCUCUUAAUUGUUCUUGGAAUAAAGCGGCUUGAAAAACGUUUGCGUUCACAGUGGGACAACUGGAGACACUGCGUACAGACCGUACAUAAAAAAAAAAAAUGCAAUUUUAAAGAGGAUGAUUUAAAUUCCUAUGAAUCAUCUAAAUGACUCCUUAUACCUUGGAAACACUCUCGUGACUUUGCUCAGCCAUGGAUCGUCUAUUAUUAUUUGUGUGUCAUGGGUGUGUUUUGGAAAUGUUCACCACUGUUAAGGAUCUCUCGUCACACAACGCAGACACAAACUCGCAAUCUUUUACCAUGCCUUAUUAAGGAUGCUAAAUGAUUUCAUCAUGGUUUGCUUUAAAUUCCUUUUGUUUCUCUUAUUGUAGUGUUGUAACAAACCGAACCACAUUAAACAGUUAUUCACUUAAGAAAGAAAAAAAAAAAAAAAACCUUUUAUUAUUACUACAGGUGUGCAUUGCAAUGUCAAAAAAAACAACAA
Molecule: messenger RNA, 4182 nt
Organism: Ictalurus punctatus (channel catfish)
Lineage: Eukaryota; Metazoa; Chordata; Actinopteri; Siluriformes; Ictaluridae
Gene: ube2r2
Product: ubiquitin-conjugating enzyme E2R 2
Exons: 6
Coding region: 767-1519 (250 amino acids)
Biological process (GO): ubiquitin-dependent protein catabolic process; protein polyubiquitination
Molecular function (GO): ubiquitin conjugating enzyme activity
Source: RefSeq, a predicted model, not a curated record